This is a messenger RNA of Nicotiana tabacum (common tobacco), 2728 nucleotides long. NCBI's taxonomy places the organism in Eukaryota, Viridiplantae, Streptophyta, Magnoliopsida, Solanales, Solanaceae. The record is from RefSeq and is a predicted model, not a curated record.
GUGCGUGGCUCUCAUGUUGGCACCUAUCUCCCUAGCUCUGGAAUUUGGCAUCAUACUCAACGGUUCCUGAAGAAAGGUGUUUCAAAUCCAAAGACAAUUAAUCACUUGGACUUUGAUGCUCCUACGCGUGAACAUGCUCUGCAAUUACCUGAUGACAAAAAACAAGAUGAAUCUCUUCUGGAGGAUGUCUGGACUCUGUUAAGGGCAGGGAGACUGGAAGAAGCAUGCAGCCUCUGCCGGUCUGCUGGACAGUCAUGGAGAGCUGCAACACUAUCUCCAUUUGGAGGGUUUGAUCAGUUCCCGUCCAUUGAAGCCCUGGUAAGAAAUGGCAAGAACAGAACCUUACAGGCCAUUGAGCUGGAAAGUGGAAUCGGUCAUCAUUGGCGUCUCUGGAAAUGGGCUUGCUAUUGUGCUUCAGAGAAAAUUGCAGAUCAAGAUGGCGGAAAAUAUGAAGCAGCAGUAUAUGCAACCCAGUGCAGUAACUUGAAACGCAUUCUUCCAACAUGUACGGAUUGGGAGUCUGCUUGCUGGGCCAUGGCCAAAUCAUGGCUUGAUUUCCAGGUCGAUGUGGAAUUAACCCGCCUACAGCCAGGUGAAGGGGAUCACUUCAAGAAUUUUGAAGAAGCAAUUAAUAGAAGCCCAGAAUUUGUAAAUGGUGUUUCUCAGCCAACUGCUGGACCAGAUAGUUGGCCACUUCAAGUUGUGAAUCAGCAACCUAGGCACCUCUCUGCCCUUCUCCAGAAACUCCAUUCAAGUGAUACGGUGCAUGAAAUUGUUGCUCGAUCGUGCAAGGAGCAGCAGAGACAAAUUGAGAUGAACCUUAUGUUAGGAGACAUACCAAGUUUGCUGGACGUCAUAUGGUCUUGGAUAUCGCCUUCUGAAGAUGAUGCAACCUUCUUCAAACCUCAUGGUGACCCACAAAUGAUGCGCCUUGGUGCACACUUAGUGCUUGUGCUCCGAUACUUGCUCGAAGAUCAAAUGAAGGAUGAGUUUAGAGAGAAAUUACUGACAGUUGGUGACCUCAUUCUUCACAUGUAUACUAUGUUUCUUUUUACAAAGCAACAUGAAGAGUUGAUUGGGAUUUAUGCUUCUCAGUUAGCUCGUCAUCGCUGUAUCGAUCUCUUUGUGCAUAUGAUGGAGUUAAGGCUAAAUAGCAGCGUUCACGUCAGGUAUAAGAUAUUCCUUUCUGCUAUUGAAUACUUGCCAUUUGCUCCAGAAGAUGAUUCAAAGGGCAGUUUUGAGGAGAUCAUCGAAAGGGUUCUUUCAAGGUCUCGAGAAAUUGGAGUUGGGAAAUAUGAUAAUGAAACAGAUGUUGCAGAGCAGCAUCGAUUACAGAGCCUUCAGAAAGCUUUAGUAAUUCAGUGGCUCUGCUUUACACCUCCUUCAACAGUCAAUAAUUCUAGGUCCGUCAGUAUGAAACUUCUUUUCCGGGCAUUGACGCACAGCAAUGUACUGUUCCGGGAAUUUGCCCUUAUCUCAAUGUGGAGGGUUCCAGCAAUGCCGGUCGGGGCUCAUACUUUACUCAGUUUACUGGCAGAGCCAUUGAAACAACUCUCAGAUGAUCUUGUUUCCAUUGAGAGUCAUGAGUUCUCGGAGAAGUUAAAGGAGUUCCAGGACUGGAGUGAGUUCUAUUCAUGUGAUGCAACUUAUCGCAACUGGUUAAAGGUUGAGCUAGAGAAUGCAGAAAUUUCACCAGUUGAACUCUCAGAUGAGGAAAAGCAGAAUGAAGUUAUAGCUGCUAGAGAAACUCUUGAUACAUCACUCUUGCUUCUACAACGGGAAGAGAAUCCCUGGUUAGUUCCAACUGAAGAUCACAUCUUGGAAAGUGAUGAGCCUGUGUUCCUCGAGUUGCAUGCUACUGCGAUGCUUUGUUCAUCAUCUGGUGAUUGUUUGGCGCCCGACGCCACCUUGUGCACAACGUUAAUGAGUGCCCUUUACUCUUCAGUCAGUGAGGAAGAAGUAUUAAAUUGCCAGAUAAUGGUGAGCGUCUCCAUAUCAUCCAGAGACAACUAUUGUGUCGAGGUUGUAUUACGCUGCUUGGCAACAGAAAAGGAUGGUCUUGGGUCACAUCAGUUCCAUGAUGGUGGUAUUCUUGCCGCAAUGCUUGCUGCUGGCUUCAAAGGGGAGCUUAUUCGCUUUCAAGCUGGAGUUACAUUGGAAAUCUCUCGAUUAGACGCUUGGUAUUCUGGCAGUGAUGGUUCUAUUGAAGGCCCUGCAACCUACAUAGUGCAUGGUCUUUGUCGUAGGUGUUGCAUCCCUGAAGUUGUUCUGCGGUGCAUGCAGGUCUGUGUGUCGCUUGUCGGGUCUGGUAAUCCACCUAAUAGCCAUGAUGAGUUGAUCAACCUUGUCACAAAUCCUGAAACUGGAUUCAUUCGUCUCUUCAGUCAGCGUCAAUUGCAGGAGUUUUUGUUAUUUGAGAGGGAAUAUACAAUAUACAAAAUGGAACUCGAGGAGGAGCAAACCGCUUGAUUUGAUUAAACCGAACAAGGGAGGAGCUUAAAUACCUGACAGGCUUGUUUAAAUUUAAGUUCUGGUGUAUAUUUUUGUAGUCUAUCAAAAUUAGAUUUCUUGUUUGGAUGGUUGUUACCUAUUGUAUUGUAUUUAUUGUAUUGUUACAUAAAAUACAAUGUUUGUUUUGAUUGUUAUUUAAAUUUUGAUUAUAUCGCAUCGUUAAAUCCGUUGUUACAUAACGAUGUAAAAACCCCUUUAUGUAACGAUCGAUUCUGUG